Messenger RNA from Aaosphaeria arxii CBS 175.79, 2172 nucleotides. Its product is annotated as AMP-binding-domain-containing protein. Gene Ontology annotation, molecular function: medium-chain fatty acid-CoA ligase activity. The transcript is spliced from 2 exons. The coding region runs from base 463 to 1920 and encodes 485 amino acids. NCBI's taxonomy places the organism in Eukaryota, Fungi, Ascomycota, Dothideomycetes, Pleosporales. Gene Ontology annotation, biological process: fatty acid metabolic process. The record is from RefSeq and is a predicted model, not a curated record.
CGACUCGAUAUCUUUGCUGCCAAGAUAUACAGUAUGAAGUCGCAUCGCACAUUUCAUCUCGAGCAUGGACCGGAGUCGAAACACCUGAUGCUGGCGUGAGCAUCGUUGUACAACAAAAAUGGAAGAUAGAGCAUACAUGGUACCAAAGCACGCGGGGUACAACAUCUUACCCAAUACAGUGCGCAUUCAAUCCUACUCUUCGACGUCACCGUAGAAUCUAACAGCUUGUAGCCUUUGUUUGGCAGAUUGCUUCGUUUCGCGACGAGAUCUCCCGCAAGAGUAGCCAUUGAUGAUGUUCGAUCGCAGCAGCAAAGAACACAUAUCGAGUUGCUCUCCGAUGUUCUGGCAUUGCGUAGCACCAUUCUUGCAACUUUGGAUUCAGCCACGCGAGCAGCGCUAGAACAAAGAGAUGAAGUAUACAUCGCCAUCGUUGCCGCUGGAGGUUACGAAUACACUGUAGCGAUGCUUGCCGUGCUUGCACUCGGAGCCGCUGCGGUACCGAUUUCCCCAGCAGUUCCCGUCCAAGAAGCUGCAUACUUCGUCGAGAAAUCCAAGGCUGCAUUGGUACUCGUGAGCUCUUUCGAUCUCGAGAAAUGUUGCAGGUUGGAGAAGUGUGUCGCUUCAACAAGUAACGAGCAUUUCAGGGGCGUGCCAAUUGGACCCUAUACCUUUACUCCCACUUUGGACCCAGCAGAGAUAUUUAUAUCAUCCGACCGGGCUUUGGAGGAGAAUGCCGCCAGUGUCGUCAUCUUCACCUCGGGGACUACUGGACUUCCUAAAGGAGCAGUCAUGCGGAGGGCCUUCGUUUUUGACUGUGCCUUGUCGGUUGCAGAUCACUACAGGUUGACUGAAGAUGACGUUAUGCUCCACGUUCUACCGGUUCACCAUGCGACUGGCGUUGGUAUCAACUUCUUCCCAUUUCUUAUCUCUGGAAGCAGGAUCGAGUUUCGGAGCGGAAGUUUCGAUGAGAAGUGGAUGUGGGAACGAUGGAGGGAUGGUGCAGUGAACCCACAGCGCCGAUUGACUUUCUUUUCCGGAGUACCGACAAUCUACAUGCGCAUGAGACGUCACUAUCAACGUACGUUGCUGAAGCUUCCACCCAAAGAGCUGGCCGCCUUCAUCGCGGGAUCAAGGCAAUUUCGCGCCUGUCUGUGUGGAACGUCGGCACUGCCUCAGCCCCUGAGUGACUUCUGGACCACCCUUAUGCAGAAGAGGAUCGUACAGAGAUAUGGCGCGACGGAGUUUGGAGCCAUUUUCAAAAUCCAUCUCGAUGACAAGAAGGCGCCGGACGGGUCGGUGGGUGAGGUGGUCAAUGGAAUCGAUGUCAGACUUUCCAAUGGGGACGAAGGCGAAAUUCUUGUAAAGAGUCCGCAUAUGUUCUCCAAGUAUCUGUAUGAUCCGGAAGCCACAGCGAAAGCCCAUGAUGAGGAUGGCUACUUCCGCACUGGCGACAUUGCCCGAAGAGAAGGCAAGUACUACUGGAUACUUGGCCGAGCAUCGCUCGACAUAAUCAAGUCCGGCGGGUACAAGAUUUCAGCGCUUGACAUCGAGAGGGAGCUGCUGUCUUUGCCUUAUAUUGCCGAAGCUGUGGUGGUUGGUGUUGCCGAUGAAGAGUUUGGUCAGCGAGUUGCAGCACUGGUGUCGUUACAAGAGGAGGAGAUCACCGAUGCGUUCCUAGAGACGUAUGGCGACAGCAAGCAUCUUUUGACCAUUGAGGAUGUGCGACGAGACCUUCGCGAUCGACUAGCGGGCUACAAGUUGCCUUCGCUACUCCGAGUGGUCGACCAAGAAUUACCCAAAACGGUAACUGGUAAGGUGCAGAAGAAAAUCCUUGGACCUGAAUUCUUCCCUGUUCCAGAUUACCAAAUGAAUCCGGACGUACAAUCAUGGAUACAGACCCGAGAAUUGGCGAAGCUCUGAAGAAGCUGCGAGGCUAAGGUAUGUAGGGAUUAAAAGACCGUGGGAGAAGUGGAAGUAGUGGUAGUAGCUGUUGUUCUUGUAAUUGCCAUACUGUGUAGGUAAAGAGUUGAGAUUGAAGCAUUGGAUACCCAGUUGGAUGCGAGAUUGGUGGAAAUUAGCGAGUGUUGCAUCUCCCAUACAGCAUAGGAUACACUUAGUACGGAGUAGAUGAUGUUCUCCUCUUAUAAUAUAUUGUCUUCGUAUAGAGUGGAU